Molecule: messenger RNA, 555 nt
Organism: Encephalitozoon romaleae SJ-2008
Lineage: Eukaryota; Fungi; Microsporidia; Unikaryonidae
Product: guanylate kinase
Exons: 1
Coding region: 1-555 (184 amino acids)
Cellular component (GO): cytosol
Molecular function (GO): GMP kinase activity
Source: RefSeq, a predicted model, not a curated record
AUGAUUGAUACAGUUCACCUGGUAUUCACUGGUCCUAGUGGUUCUGGAAAGUCCACAAUCAUAAGCCAUAUUUUAUCCAAGUUUCCAUUUAAAUUUUCGGUGUCUCAUACAACCAGGGCACCUAGAAAAGGAGAAGUAAACGGAAAGGAUUAUCAUUUUGUAUCAACGAAGGAGUUUGAGGAGAUGGUGAGGAACCAAGAAUUUCUUGAGUAUGUUCAGUACAAUGGAAACUAUUAUGGAACAGGGGUAUCUCAGCUGAAAAACUCUCAAAAGACUGUACUUUUGGAUUUGGAAUAUGAAGGUGUCUUGUACUGCAAGAAGAACUAUCCUAAUUUUGUUAUUCUAUACAUUCAUUGUGAUAAGAAUGUUGCACGCGAAAGGUUAGAAAAGAGAAUGGGGAAUAAGUCCGAAAAGGAUAUAGAAGCACGGAUGAGCUUGUAUGAAGCAUUUAAUUCGAUCAAGGACAAAUGUGACUAUGUCAUUGAUAAUACACAUUCUCUUGAGAAGUCUAAGGGAGAAGUCGAGGAGAUUAUAUCCAAGACAGUCAGGUUCUAA